UGUAUAACUUUAUUAAGGAGUAAAUAAUGGCGGAGCUGCCCGCGGGGAUCCGUCGGCUCAGAUGGCAGGACAGAAGCUGAGAGUUCCUGUUUGCUGCUGGACCGGGACCACUCUGCCGGGGACAUUAUCCCGCAACAUUAGAAUCGAUCAGGCUCUAUGCCGCAGGAAAUGUCCAGCGGAGGGAUGGACGGAUGGAUUGUGGUGCACGGAGAGAAGACGCGGAGAGCAAAAAGAGAAGAAGAGUGUUGGGCUCCUGAAAACAGGUCUCCUCUCCUCAUCAGGUGAAGCACUGUGAGCCCCUCUCCUCCCUCCCUCCUCCCCCACAGACGUCACCCACUACCCAAAAAUCCCUAAAUCCCACCAGGCCUCACUUGCCAAACCACAUCCGACAGCUGCCACUGGCCCUCCCUUUACCCCAUGGUGGUCCCAAGGCCCGCCCUCUCACUGCUAUUGGCUGUCCUGGCCUGCACGGGGCCAGCGCGCCCCUCGCCCCCCCUGCUGCUCCGGCCCCGGGAGAGAGAGAGGGACUCGGGUGGCGUCAACAUCGCCGUGGUCCACUCGGGCUCCUCCCUGUUCCCGGAGACGGCGGUGGUGGGAGGUGCGGGGGUCAGCGAGCCGGGGCCGGGGCUGGGAAACGGUCCAGGAGGAGGAGGAGGAGGAGGAGGAGGAAAGGGAGUAACGGAUACAGCUCUGUUGGAAGGAGUGGCUGCGAUGGCCUCAUUUUCCUCCUCCUCCUCGUCAACCCUGUCGCUGGCUGCGCUCGUGGGGGAAACGGUGAUGACGCCAUCGGGUCAGGCCAACGUCAUCUACCUGGCUGUGAAUGAGAGCAGCCCAGGCAGCCUGCUGCUGCAGCUGUGUGAGCUGCUGGCCACCACACCACUGCAGGGUUUGGUGUUUGAGGAGGAAAGACCGCCGCCGCCGAAUCGCGCCCCUCUGGCCCCCAUGCUGGAGUUUGUCUCCGCCCAGACGGGGGUUCCCGUGGUUGCCGUAGGGGGAGGGGCCAGCCUGGGACGAGAGCCACAGGAAAGCGGCUCCAUCUACCUCCAAUUCACCUGCUCCACCUCACUCCAGCUCGAGGUCAUCUUCGAGGUGCUUGAAGAGUACGACUGGACCUCCUUCUCUGUGGUGACCACCCGUCACCACGGCUACGAGGACUUCCUGGCCAUGGUGGAGGGUAUGACGGACGGUUCAUUCAUCGGCUGGGAAAAGAAGAGUGUGGUGAUUCUUAACGUGACAGAUGACCCCGGCGGAGCCCGAACCAAACGGCUGCUCAAAGACAACGAAGCCCAGGUCCGUCUGCUGUACUGCUCCCUGGAAGAGGCUGAGCUGGUUUUCCGGGCAGCCUGGGCAGCGGGUCAGGACGGGCCCAGUCACAUGUGGUUCGCCGUGGGACCUGCCCUGUCCGGUUUGGGCCUGGAGGGGCUGCCCAAGGCCUUGUUCGCAGUCCGGCCGCAGGGCUGGAGGGAUGAGCCACGCAGGCGCAUUGCCAAAGGCGUUUCAGUGCUCACCCACGGGGCAAUGGCUCUGCGGAGGGACCAGGGGUCCACCAGCCGGUCGCAGUACGCCGGCAACUGCCAGAGCGACGGCAACCAGACCCACCGAAUUCCAGACAGAAUCAGGUACUUCAGCAACAUAUCCAUUGGUGGACGGGACUAUUCUUUCAACAGUGAUGGCUACCUGUCCAAACCGCUGCUUGAUGUCAUCUCCUACACCAAUGGGAGAGGCUGGGAGGAGGUUGGCUGGUGGGAGAACGGCCACUUGCGUCUGCGUUACCAUCCCUGGUCUCGUUACGGCUCCUUCCUGAAGCCUCUGGAUGACUCCCAGCACCUCCGAGUGGUCACUUUGGAGGAGAGGCCCUUUGUCAUCGUGGAACCGGCUGACCCAGGCACCAGCUCCUGCAUCCGAGACUCCGUACCCUGUCGAAUGCCCAUCAACACCAGUUUGGUGGUGGAUGGCACCGGGCCCAUGAAGCACUGCUGCAAAGGGUUCUGCAUCGACGUCCUCAAGCGACUGGCAAAAAUUGUGGGUUUCACCUAUGACCUUUACCUGGUGACCAAUGGGAGGCAUGGGAAGAACAUUGAUGGGGAGUGGAACGGCAUGGUCGGAGAGGUGGUGUCCAACAGGGCUGACAUGGCCAUCGGUUCUCUCACCAUUAACGAAGAGAGGUCAGAGGUCGUAGAGUUCUCCGUUCCAUUCGUGGAGACUGGCAUCAGUGUCAUGGUUUCUCGCAGUAAUGGCACCGUAUCGCCUUCUGCUUUCCUUGAGCCCUACAGCCCGGCAGUGUGGGUGAUGAUGUUUGUGAUGUGCCUGUCGGUGGUGGCUGUCACCGUCUUCAUCUUUGAGUUCUUCAGCCCCGUGGGAUACAACCGCAGCCUGCAGAGCGCCAAGAAGUCAGGAGGAUCUAAGUUCACCAUAGGGAAGUCCGUCUGGCUGUUGUGGGCGCUGGUCUUCAACAACUCUGUGCCUGUGGAGAAUCCCAGAGGAACCACCAGCAAGAUCAUGGUGCUGGUGUGGGCCUUCUUCGCUGUCAUCUUCCUGGCCUCCUACACUGCCAACCUGGCUGCCUUCAUGAUCCAGGAGGAGUACAUUGACACGGUGUCAGGGCUGUCCGAUAAGAAGUUCCAGCACCCGACAGAGCAGUACCCACCGCUGCGUUUCGGCACAGUGCCAAACGGCAGCACAGAGGAGAACAUCCGCUCUAACUAUCCCAACAUGCACCAGUACAUGAUCCGCAACAACCAGAAGGGUGUGGAGGAGGCCAUUGAAAACCUCAAGACUGGGAAACUGGAUGCCUUCAUUUAUGACGCUGCGGUGCUGAACUAUAUGGCCAGAAAGGACGAGGGCUGCAAGGUGAUGACCAUCGGCUCUGGUAAGGUGUUUGCCACUACGGGCUAUGGCAUCGCCCUGCACAAGAACUCCCGCUGGAAACGGCCACUAGACCUGGCUCUGCUGCAGCUGGUUGGAGAUGAUGAGAUUGAUAUGUUGGAGCGUCUCUGGCUGUCGGGUAUCUGCCACAAUGAUAAGAUCGAGGUAAUGAGCAGUAAACUGGACAUAGACAACAUGGCAGGGGUCUUCUACAUGCUGCUGGUGGCCAUGGGCCUCAGCCUCCUGGUAUUUGCCUGGGAGCAUCUGGUGUACUGGAAACUACGGCACUGUGUAAAGCGAUCUGGCGGGAUGGACUUCCUCCUGGCUCUCAGCAGGGGGAUGUACAGUUGCUGCCAGUUUGAGGAUGAGACAGCACCAGGAGGCAGCAAAAGCUCGUUGCCCCAGUACCACACCAUGACCACCAUGCCUACAGCAGCUCAACAACACCUUGUUACAGCCACAAUAAAUAACACGACUGCCAUUGCCAUGGUACAGCAGCAUCAGCAGCAGAAGCACCACCAACAACAACAACAGGGGCAGACCUAUACCACCAUGCUACCCGGAUCGCCACCAACUACAGGACACUCAGCAAUGGCUCUGGGACCCUCAAACAGCCCCUUAAUGGAAGGACCCAUGCCCUGCUCCACCUUCCUGCCACGGCAUGACCGCAGACUUGCUGUGGUCGAUCGCUGGAACAGGCCAAAGCCAGAGAAAGUCAUGAGCGGAGGCAGUGGUGGAGGAGUGGGAGUUGGGGGGAUAGCAGGAGGGAUCAGUGAACUCCAGGCCCAGCAGCAGUAUCAGCAGAACCUUGGACAGCACUGGAACCUGCAAGGAGGAGUUGCAGGGGGAGGAGGUGACACGGGGCUAGAUGAAUAUAAGCGCUACUAUGGUCCUAUAGAUCCAGAGGGGCUAGGAGCUAAUUCGGACCAACAGGUAGGUGGGCCCCAGCAGACUCCCAAAGCUAAUCCUCGAGGCCCCAAAGCCUCUGGGAUGCCACGUCAGCCUCCUAAAGGCCCCCAACAAGGCCCAGGGCACUUAAUCUCCAAGCCACCUCCACCAAUUCCAUCUUCCCCACGAAGGCCUCCUUUCUGGCGACGAGGAAGCCUAGCUCAGGCAAGGAGAAAAGGCUCAGGAGGUCCCCUGUAUGAGAAUAUACUCCCUCUGGGGAGGCGAGGAGGUGGUAGGUAUGGAGCAAGUGAUGGAGGUGGAAGGAGAGGGCGACGUCCUCCUCCACCUCCUCCUCUGCCUGUCCCCCUUUCCUCCCCAACACACACCCCUACCACUCCCUCCUCCCCAUGCCGUUUCUACUCCUCUUGCUCCAGUGCCUCGUCCUCCUCCACUUCCUCUACAUCAUCUUCAUCCUCUUCUUCAUCCUCUGUCUCACUCUCUAGGUCAAAUUCCCCCUCCUCUUGCUCCAGUGACAGCUCCUACAACUCCUCACUGAGUUUCAGGUAUCGAGCAGGUGACCGGGACUUUAUGGUGGAUGACGAUUAUGACUCAGAUCUGCUUACAGAGGAGUCCAGUCUCCUCCUGGGGUCACGGAGGAAGAGUCGUUCACGCCGCAUGUCAUCACGCUCACUGCCGUGCAGCCCUCCACCUCCACCAAUCCCGCCCCGGAAGCCACGCCCUCAGAGAGAUUAUGGCAGAGAGAGAACAGGCAGUCAGCUGGCCCAAUUACAAGAGUGGUGGGCAUCGUGGGGUGACAGAGAGCGAGGGAGGGGAGGAACAACAAGCCGGGGAGAUGGAGGAGUGGGUAGAGAGGAGAAGAGGCACCACAAAGAGAGGGAGCAUGAGAGAAAGAGGAGGAAGAAGGGCAGAAAGAAGAAGAAGAGGGAGGAGAGGGAAAGAGAAAGGGAGCGAAAGCGGCGCAAAACAAAGAAGAAGAGGAAGAAAGAGGAUAAGAUAAGGAAGAGAGAGCGGAAGAGGUCCGAACAGGAGGGAGGAGAUGCUGAAAAAAGAGAGGAACUCAAAUCAGGGACACCAGACUACCCAUCAUACCCACCCCUAAGACGGGAGUCUUUUCGGAAGAAAAGUGAAAGCUCAAUCAGGAGCUAUGGAUGGAACAUCCCAGGUGAAGAUGAGAGGAAGGAAAGAGAAGAGAAAGAGAGGGAUGAUGGGGAAGACAGCAGAGGGAAAGAAAGACACCACAAGCGAAGGAACAGCAAGCACUAUCAAAGCUCUAGCAGUAAGCCUUCUUCAUCUGUUAAGUUUUGGGGAGGGGGCAACCCAUCCUCUGACACCAUUCCAUCUGCCUUUCUGCCCUUGUUGCCUGUCUCCUCUAAAAGGAGGAAGAGUAAAAGUUCAGACAGGGAUGCUGUAGGAAUGGAAGGAGAGAGGAGGCCAUUGCUGGGACGGAACGGAAGAGGUGAGAUGCACACCAAGGAGGGGUUGUCCUUCCACGAGUGGGAGUCCGAAGUAGAGCGUGAGGAAGAAGAUUCUGAGCUAGAGAGGAGGAAAGCAGAGCGUGGAAAGAGGCGUAGAGGAGCAAGGACAAUGUCCGAUGAGGAGCGGGAACGUGAUAAGGUAGUCGGGAUAUAUUCUGAUGAUGAUGGUUCUUCAGGAGAGUUUGGUAAGUUUGAGAGGUACUGGGAGGAUCAUGAAGGCAGGGCAGUAGGAGGGAUUGGAGGGGGAGGUUGGUUUUUCAGCACCUACCCCUCCAGGGAUAAAAUCGGCAGCAUCAACAGUAGAGAUGACCUGUUCCUGGAGCGAGGAGAGAGGUGGGGGACGGCAGAAAGUGGAUGGGGGUCUAGUGGAGGUGGCGGUGGUGGAGGAGGAGGAGAUGGAAGAGAGAGAGGGUGGGGAUCGGGAUCACACUGGCCCCCGCCCCCUCUCACGCCACCACCUCCUCGACGAUACUGGUCAGUGGACAAACUCCACAUACAGGAUGAGAAGAAGAGUAAACGCAAGUCAAAGGACAAGGGAAGGGACCACGCAGCUUGUUCCUCCUGUCAUUCCCCCCGACACCAUCCGCACUCCCAUUCCUCCAAAUGGGCCCGCAUAACCUCACGAAGCCAGGAAGAGCUGUACCACCACUGUCAGAGUUUUGGAGGUCCCCUGAAGCCCAAACAUGACUCAUCAUCCUCCUCCAAACCUGAUCGCUCACAAAAUCCAUCCAAAUCUGGCAGCCAGUCAAACCUUAGUAUCCAACAGCGGACACAGAGAACAGAUAGGGAUCGAGAUCGAGGACGGCAACCAUCCCCACCUCCGACACUCAUACCUAACUUGGCACCCCCACUCCCUGCCCUUCCAGCUCCUCCGUCCUCAUCUCACCCUAUCCACAUUCCUCCCCCUACCUCUUCCUCUUCUGUAUCCUCUCCCUCUGUGGUCUCAUCUACCCCAGGAGCACCCCAGCCCUCCUCCAUGGCUUCGGCAAGUGCUAAACUACAGUACCAGAGAUUGCGCUCUGUACCUCAGCCCCAGAGGUUUCCACAGUCUCCUCACUUACCCCUCAAAGCCAAGAGCCUUUGCUCACGAAGGGGCUCAGCCCAUUUCUCCAGCGUGGAGAGUGAGGUCUGACAAGGUAUCAAAAGUCAUAAGAGAGCCCUGCAAGGCUGAUGCUAAGCAGGUGAUCUGGAUCUAAAUCUGUCCAGCAGCAAAGAUGGCUGCGCAGCCAAGUCAGUACAGUAUACGCACUGAGCCCUUUCCUAAAGUUCUGCACAAACAAACAAACAAACCAGAAAGCCAAACAAACCCAGUGGGGUAGGUCAAAGGAAAACAGGAGCAAUCUUGUGCUUACUGUUUCCUUUCAUUCCUCUCAGUAUGUGAAAGACUACAACCACAGCAACCAUUUGCAUUCUGAACUGGGUUAACCAAUACACUAAAAGCAAAUCAGACAUUAAAAGUGGUACAACCGAAGGAGACUCCUUUGCUAUAGACAGUAAAGGGCUUUGGAUGUUGAAGCAGAGCAGUAGUUUGUAUUCUUAAUGCUUACUGAGGGCUCAGGAACUUUGUAGUACUGUAUGCCUGCUGCUCUCGGAAGCCUUUAACACAGAACCGUGUUCUUAUUUUUUUCCCUUAAACAAAUUGCUUACCCCUACUUUCCUUAACAAACUGUUUACACCCCCGCAGAACUGUGAUGCCCUCCCGAGGCACGUUUGUUGUGUAUGAUCAAUACCUUCUUGUUUAGAGGGAGAGGAAGGUGAUAACCACCUUGUCUUCUCUGUGUUAUCCAUGCACCCUCUCUUGUUCUCUUCUCUUUUGUUCUCUCCUAUCUUUUCCCCCUUUUUCUCUCCUCUCACCUCCUCUACCCCCUUAUUUUCUCUUUCUUCUCUCCUCAUCUCUCCUGUCAUCUCCUUGCCUAUCCUCCCCUCUUGGCUCCUCUCCUUGAUGUGAUUAUUAUGUGUGUCUGUGCUUUUCUGUGUUUGUAUUCUUGACAACAGGGUAAGUCAACUGUGACUGAUAUUCUACUGGCUUAAUGAAAAGCUGAGUGCCAAACUUAAGUAGAGCUCGACAUCAAUCUGUACAACGUUAGCUGCUGUGUUUCCUUUUAUCUUGCAGAGUAUUCCAUCAUCUCCCAAAUAUAUGCGCACAUGCAAAUACACAUUCACACACACACAUAAGUACACACAAACACUUUUAUGAGCAAUACAUUAUUCACCAUCUGUUCAUGUUACAAUUUUAUACUUUUAAACCUUUAUUUUACUUCUGUGUUGUAGUUGUUGUUGUUGUUAUUAAUGGUUAUCUAUAUAUCAAAACAUGUAUUAAGUCUAAUACAAUGUAAGCACUGUGCCAUACUACUCAAGCUGCACAUGAAACAUUCUCUCAACUACCUAACUACGACACUGAAGGCAGUGUCUAUUCUCUCCCUGUAUUUGACUGAAUGUAAAGUCAGCCACCAACAAGUGUGCUGCAACAACAAUUAAGACACUUGGAGAUGGAAAUUGUAGCAUUUCUGAUGGUUAGCAUGUGUUGCUAAUUGAAGACAUAUGAAGAGAGUUGACUUCAGUUCAUUGUUGACGUAGCCUGACGUAAGCAACGGUAUGUUACCCUUGCGAGGUAAGUGUAGAUGCGUCAUUGCUUAAAGAUUAGAUCUGCAAUGGGUUACAUUUUCAGAGUUUUACAUUUUUCUUUUUUUUUCCUUCAAGUGGUCCAAUGGGUGCCAAGACUAAAACUAAUCAACCCAGGUUUGCUUUCCAUCAAGCAGGAGAUAUGCUUCCAACAUGCUAGGUGGAGCUACACAGUUUUAUCAGACAAAGUGAAAGAUUGUUGCAGGGAAAUAAAUACUUAUAACCUUAUGCCAAUUGACCGAUCCUCUGCUGUGACCCUUUCCCUCAAUCACCAAUUGCAGCUAGGGCUGAAACCUGUUUGUUGAUUAAUUGAAUAAUCAGGUGACAGAAAAUAAAUCUGCAACUAUUUUGAUAAUCAAUAAUAAUCAUUUGAGUCCAUUUUCAAGCAAAAAUGUCAAACAUUUGCUGCUUUUAAAAUGAUGAUUAGUGAUUAUUUGCUUCAUUUCUUCAUCUUAUAUGACAGUAUACUGAAUAUUUUUGGGCUGUGGUCUGUUGGUCAGACAAAACAUUUGAAUAUGUCACCUUGGGCAUUGGUUGAUUGCGAUUAGCAUGUUUAUUUGAGUUUUUUUUUUUAAAUAUUUUAUAGACAAAACUGUUAAUAGAUUAAUUGAGAAACAACAAAGCUUUUAUUCCAUCUCCAAAGACUAAAUCAAUUUAUCAGUAGAUGUUGCCAUAUUGUUGACUGAAAUUGUCCGACAUAUCAACAGUAACCAAGGGGAGGGUGGUGCUUAGGAUUGGUCAAUUGCUCCUGCCAUAUGUUUUGUGCAAAGUAUGAGUAUAAAGGUAUGUAGUUUAAUCAACAUGACAACCAAGACAGUAUGAUCGGAUGGGAAGGAUUUAGAUUGGUGCGAAAUUAGAUCUAGUGCGAGUGCCGUUUUGAUGUCAAAGAGACUGUGCCUAUGUUGGAUGCUAGCUACCAGAAUAGACAGUUUUGAAGAAGUGCUGGAUCUGAGUGAGGGUGUAUGAAAGACACAGUAGCACCUCCUGUGCAAUCUUGUUUUUUAAAAAGUAUUUCUCACCUUGUAAAUAUGUAACCAAGAGCUAUAGCUUUUUAAUCCAUGACCAAGCUGACACCAGCAGUUACACUCCGAUGUCAAGCACUUAGCUAGAGUUGCUAGUUAUAUCCAUCAACAUUAGAAUUUUGCAUCAGGACACUGGACAUCAGUGGAGUUCUUGUGAAGAGGCAAGAGCCGUUGGCACAACGCCGUUUGUGUUUUUUAGUCGGUCAUAAUGCCUGAGCCAUCUUUCCCAUAACAGUCUGAUCAGCUCUUGUUGUUUGCCUAGAACUGCAUCUGAGCCAUAAUUUACUUCAGCUGAAGAGAACAAAAACAAAGCUUAAGUUUUUAACAUAAACUUGUUGUGUAGAGCUGGUUUGCCUUUCUUUAGGAAAAAUAAUAUCUAUAUAUAUAUAUAUAGAUAUAUAUCUAUAUAUAUAUAUAGAUCAUAUUUAUAUAGAUCAUAUUUAUAUCAUAUAUAUAAAUCAUAUAUCAUAUAUACUUGUGGCGAUGGGUAGUGUUAGAGAAAAUUGUUGUUUAGCAUCUUGACAUUUGGGGAUAUUGUUUCUCAUUCCAAGUCCAUUCAAUAAUAAUAAUAUGAAUAUUAUGUGUUAAAAACACAUAUUCCCUCAUAUUCACUAACAACAUGGAAAUUCUUGUGUUCAAAUUAAAGACUUACUUUCUUCAAAAAAGAUUGACUGUAUUAAGCCAAGUUAGAGGCAGUUGAGUGCUUUGGUUAUUACAAUCAGCAAUCAACAGUUUAUACAAAUUGCAGUGAAACCAGGAAAAGCGUUGAGUAAGUGUGACAUGUUUCUGUGCAUUCACACCGCAAGUAACUCAAGUCUGUUGCCCCAAAUACAAACAAUCUCUCUGACCUAAGAAAACUUAACUUACUUUUGCCAUUAAAAAGUUGGCUGCAGUUAAACAAUUUGGGCUCAUUUGUGUUGCUGUGUGUCAAACCUGUUGCUGAAACUCUACAGCAUCAGUGAGCUAGCAUAAACAGAUAAUUGUACAUUAGUGCAGCACAGCAGCUGCUAGCGGUGUGAACACAAAGCUUGGGUGCUUUAUCAGAGAAAUGAGCCACCGGUCUUUCCUUCUCUCCCCUCGCCUCUUUUUCCUCAUGUCUAUCCAUUGUGUUGGUGCGUGUCUGCAAUUGUAAAGCUGGUCUGUUUUUAAAAAAGAAUAUCUGUGGAUAUAUUUAUUUCAUCUAAAAAAAUAGCAUAUCUAAAUAUAUAUGAUAGUAUAUUUCAAGGCGCUAAGAUCUAUGUUAUAUAAGUUUGUCUACUAAAUUUUCGGUAUUAUCUUAAUGAAUAUGUCUUUUUUGUCUGUUUGUCUGUCUCUCCUUGUCUCAAACCUCCUGCCCAGCUCCCUACCCCCCAGCGAAAACAGAGACCAGUAUGUAACUGUGUUUUUGCUCACUUAAGACCAACCAUCCGCCUCCAUUAGCUAUCUACUGUAGCUAACGCUAAGAUUUCAACAAAGUGACAACGUGGAGGGGUGUGCGAGUGUCUUAUGACCGUGUCACUGUAGCAGUGGUGGCAUGUGUUUGUCUACCCAGAGGGGCCUUUAUUUUUGGUUUGGGCUACAGAUUAACGACUAAUUAAACCUUUUAUGGAUACAGCAGCUUUUACCACAACUCUCACUUGUGUAGGGGUCACAUUCUCGACCUGUUUCAGGUUCACAUCAAGCCCUGGAGUUUAUAUCGCAGUGUAGAGUAAGGUGACCUCUUUGAAACACAAUGUAGCGAGCAGCACAGGCUUUUUUUGCAUCUCUUAGUAGCUGUAUUACUAUACAAAAACAUGCACAGCUACCCCUGCCAACCAACCUAUACGGUAUAUAUAAGGACUUUGAUAUACGUACAUAGUGUGUUGUAUCUGCCAAGCUGCUGUGCUGUAAAACAAAAGCGAAAAAAAAUUGUACACAACAAACACACUGUUUCUUAAUUUUACAAAACUGGUAAAGCUAAUAUGACACAUGUCAGGGGCAGGGCUAAAUCUUAGUGUGGUUUCCACUAAGGCCAAAAAUGGCCAAACCAGGGCUUUCUUUUGAUAAUCACAUCGUCAAACAAAAAAAAAGUCAGUAUCCCCACUUUUUGACAGCAAGAAGGAUUUCCUAAAUGGACAACAAUUAUCCUGCACACGUCAUUGAGUAGAACAUGGAAACAACACUGCCCGAGAGUAGAUCCAUCCUCCUGGCCAACUUACACUUUUACGUGCUUAUGAUACAUUAAUGUAAGUCAGUAUGGUCGAAGGUAAAUCAAUUUUCAACACUGCAUUUAGAAAUAUAUGAAGCAUUUACUGGCCCCGAGCCCUGGCAAGCCCAAUUUUAGCCUCCAGUGGAAACACAUUCACAGUUUCUGCCUGUACACCUCUGAACAAAGGCCUUGUAUUAAUACUGCUGUAUUGACUGACUGUACGAGAUGAUGGCUAGUUGUGCUACACUUUAUUGUCAGCACCUCACACACACACAUACAUGCACACGAGUCCACUCACACACAGACACACACAGGUAAGGUUGGUAAGAUACUGCCACCACUCUGCUUCAGCCACAUCUGCCACCAGUGGGGACAAUGACAAUACAGUGCUGUACUGCAAGCAGGACAGAAAUAAAAAGAUGAUUUUAAUAAAGAACUAAAACAAA
Molecule: messenger RNA, 11506 nt
Organism: Siniperca chuatsi (mandarin fish)
Lineage: Eukaryota; Metazoa; Chordata; Actinopteri; Centrarchiformes; Sinipercidae
Gene: grin2da
Product: glutamate receptor, ionotropic, N-methyl D-aspartate 2D, a
Exons: 20
Coding region: 418-6381 (1987 amino acids)
Biological process (GO): synaptic transmission, glutamatergic; long-term synaptic potentiation; excitatory postsynaptic potential
Cellular component (GO): postsynaptic membrane; plasma membrane; postsynaptic density membrane
Molecular function (GO): transmitter-gated monoatomic ion channel activity involved in regulation of postsynaptic membrane potential; NMDA glutamate receptor activity
Source: RefSeq, a predicted model, not a curated record